CGCAGUCGAACGAAUGGAUCAAGUUUCCAACUACCAACCAUGAACUGAUGGAGGCCAAGCAGAUAUGGUAAAGCAUGUAUAAAUUUCCGACAGCAAUUGGUGUAAUUGAUUGUACACAUAUAGGAAUCCUGAAACCAAAUCGCCAUGGAGAUGAGUCUAUCAACCGAAAAGGGAAACCUACUUUAAAUGUGCAAGCCACUUGUGAUGCCAGAGAGAUGUUCACAAGUGUUGAUGUCAGUCAGUGGCGGCUCAAUGGAAGCCAUAAUUUUGAAUCGAUUCAAAAUUGUAAAGAAUAACUUAUAACUUA
Messenger RNA from Acanthoscelides obtectus, 307 nucleotides. Lineage: Eukaryota; Metazoa; Arthropoda; Insecta; Coleoptera; Chrysomelidae. The record is from the annotation of a GenBank genome assembly.